Molecule: messenger RNA, 4459 nt
Organism: Pseudonaja textilis
Lineage: Eukaryota; Metazoa; Chordata; Lepidosauria; Squamata; Elapidae
Gene: SP3
Product: Sp3 transcription factor
Biological process (GO): regulation of transcription by RNA polymerase II
Molecular function (GO): RNA polymerase II cis-regulatory region sequence-specific DNA binding; DNA-binding transcription factor activity, RNA polymerase II-specific
Source: RefSeq, a predicted model, not a curated record
UACGGGUGUCUUUUAGAGGGGAGCGGUCCCGCUUCUGCCUGCCCCGCCGCGAGGUGGCCAAAACCCCGGUCUCCUUUCCCCCGCAGCGCGGACGCCUCCGAGAAGGCCGCGCUCAUUGUCUCUCACACAAACCCUGGCAAACAGGAAGCCACCUCGGCAAAGGAGGAGGGGGGGCACCCUCAGCGUAGGAGCGACAGCCCGGUCCAGCCAGUGACGGCGCGGAGCUCGGCGGCCCGCAGCCAAUCAGCUGACGGGAGCGUCUUGGGAAGGCGGAAGUUCCGGGCUGGCGGGCAAGGCGGUGGUGGUGGUGGCGGCGGAGUCGGCCGGGCCCCCUCUUCCCUUGCUGCAAGCCCCACCUUUCGGCUUCCUCGCACCGUCAAUCAAAAUAGGGGAAAACCCCGGAGUGGGCUCCAGGCCGCCGCCGCCACCUCCACCAGCAGCAGCACCGCCGCCGCCGCCCGAGCUCACCAUAAGCAUGUCCCCGGCAGCAGCCGCGGCCGCCUCGCCUUAGUGGCAACAGCAGCAGCAGCAGCGGCGCAAGCGGGGCCUGCGCGCGCCGGGCGGGGGGGGGGGGGAAGAGAGAGAGAGCGCCAGCCAGCCAGCCAGCGCUCGCUCGCUCUCCUUCCUUCCUGCCUGCCUCUCUCUCUCUCUCGCUCCCUCCCCGCCUGCCAAGUCGGCAGAAGGCGCCCCUGGCCGCUGGCUCCUCCACGCCAUGACGGCUCCCGAGAAGCCCGUGAAACAAGAGGAAAUGGCUGCCUUGGACGUGGACAGCGGCGGCGGCGGCGGCGGCCCCCACGGCGACUAUUUGCAGCAGGGAAACGGGGCCUCGGCAGCCGCUUCGGCCGACGCCUCUGACGAAGCCGGAACUCCCCAGGACACCCAGCCGUCGCCGCUGGCGCUGUUGGCGGCUACCUGCAGCAAGAUCGGGCCGCCGUCACCGGAGGAGGACGACGCCGCUUCUCCAUCUGCCGGAGCGACAGGAGAUUUGACCUCUGUACAGUUAGCAGGAACACCAAAUAGAUGGGAGGUAUUGUCUGCCACACCUACAACUAUUAAAGAUGAAGCCGGCAAUAUAGUACAGAUCCCAGGGGCUGCCACAGUAACUUCAAGUGGACAGUACGUUCUUCCUCUUCAAAGUCUGCAGAAUCAGCAGAUAUUUUCUGUGGCACCUGGUUCAGAUUCAUCAAAUGGUACUGUGUCCAAUGUUCAAUAUCAAGUAAUACCCCAGAUACAGACAGCUGAUGGUCAGCAGGUUCAGCUUGGUUUUGCAGCCUCUUCUGAUAAUGGUAGUGUGAAUCAAGAAACUGGUCAAAUUCAGAUCAUUCCUGCCUCCAAUCAAACCAUUAUUGCCUCUGGAACAUCCUCUAGUAACAUUCAGAAUAUUUUAUCACAGACUGGCCAAGUCCAAGGGGUGACAAUUGGUGGUUCAUCUUUUCCUGGGCAAGCACAGGUAGUUGCUAAUGUUCCUCUUGGACUGCCAGGAAACAUUGCAUUUGUUCCCAUCAAUAGCGUUGAUCUAGAUUCUCUGGGACUAAGUGGUUCUCAAACCAUGACUGCAGGCAUUAAUGCCGAUGGACACUUGAUAAGCACUGCACAGGCAAUGGAUAGUUCGGACACUUCUGACAGGACUGCAGAACAGGUUUCUCCUGAAAUGACGGAAACAACCACCGAUACAGACUUAUUUGUGCCAACGUCGUCAUCCUCACAACAACUGCCUGUAACCAUAGACAAUACUAGUAUAUUAGAACAAAAUUCAAAUAGUUUGCCCUCCACUAGUGGGCAGGUCCACAGUUCAGAUCUUCAGGGAAAUUACAUCCAAACAUCUGUCUCGGAGGAGACACAGGCCCAAAAUAUUCAGGUCUCAACAGCACAGCCUAUUGUACAACAUAUACAGCUUCAAGAAUCUCAACAAACGACGAGUCAGGCUCAGAUUGUACAAGGUAUAGCGCAACAGACAAUCCAUGGUGUGCAAGCCAGCCAAAGUAUAUCACAACAGGCUUUGCAGAAUCUUCAGCUUCAGUUGAACCCUGGGACUUUUUUAAUCCAGGCACAGACAGUGACCCCAUCUGGGCAAAUAACUUGGCAAACAUUUCAAGUCCAAGGAGUACAGAACUUGCAGAACUUGCAGCUUCAAAAUGCUCCUGGCCAACAAAUAACAUUGACACCUGUGCAGACUCUCACUCUUGGUCAAGUUGCAGCAGGUGGGGCCUUGACUUCGACUCCGGUUAGUCUAAGUACUGCUCAGUUGCCAAACCUACAAACAGUUACCAUAAAUUCCAUAGACUCUGGAGGUAUUCAACUGCAUCCCGGAGAAAAUGCUGACAGUCCUGCAGAUAUUAGGAUUAAAGAAGAGGAGCCUGAUCCAGAAGAAUGGCAACUUGGUGGUGAUUCUACACUGAAUACCAAUGACCUGACACAUUUGCGGGUGCAGGUGGUGGAUGAGGAAGGGGACCAGCCGCACCAAGAAGGAAAAAGAUUGCGAAGGGUAGCUUGCACUUGCCCCAAUUGUAAAGAAGGUGGUGGAAGGGGCACCAAUUUGGGAAAGAAGAAACAACACAUCUGUCACAUACCAGGAUGUGGGAAAGUCUAUGGAAAAACAUCACAUUUGAGAGCUCAUCUUCGUUGGCAUUCUGGAGAGCGUCCAUUUAUUUGUACGUGGAUGUUUUGCGGAAAAAGAUUUACGCGUAGUGAUGAGCUACAGCGACACAGGAGAACACAUACAGGUGAAAAGAAAUUCGUCUGUCCAGAAUGUUCCAAGCGCUUCAUGAGAAGUGAUCAUCUUGCCAAACACAUCAAAACCCAUCAGAAUAAAAAAGCUAUUCAUGCUAGCAGUACAGUGCUUGCAUCGGUCGAAGCAACACCAGAGGAUACUUUGAUUACUGCAGGCGGAACAACGCUUAUCCUUGCUAAUAUUCAACAAGGUUCUGUUUCAGGGAUAGGAACUGUUAAUACAUCUGGCACCAGCAAUCAAGAUAUUCUUACCAAUGCUGAAAUACCUUUACAGCUUGUUACCGUUUCCGGAAAUGAGACAAUGGAAUAAAUAUACACAAAAUACCUAUUAAUUGUGGUUAUUUUUAUACAGUAGUGAGAAGAAUAUUGUUCCUAAGUUCUUAGAUAUCUUUUUAUUGAUGUGCAAAAAUUUUUGGAUUGACAGUAACUUGGUUAUACAUGACACUGAAAUGCCUUACUUUGUAUGAUAUUCCAUAGUAUAUUAAAAUGGUAAAAUUGCAUGAGUUUUGUAGGUACUUUUGGAAUCUAGAAGAGAUUAAAUUUUACCAACUUGUAUAAAAAGAAAUUUAACAAUGGAAAUGGUAGUCUAAUCAAAUGCAUCAAUCCUUUGUGGUUUAGUGUAAAAAUGAGAACAUGUUGGUAUUUAUCUAUUGUAAGAUAAAAGUUGAUUGGUGAAAAGAAAUCAUGUUAUGAUAAAAGAAAUUUUGUAAUUUUCUUGACUGGAAUUUUUAUUAUGCAUAACUGACAAAUCAAGUUUCCAAGCAAAUGUUUCAUUGUAUAGGCUUUACUUAGCUCAUCAAGUUGUCAUUUUGAAGCUAAUUAUUUUAAUUAGGUUAACUAUGUACAAUAUUUUAAGCAUUACUCUUGUAAGAUUUUGAAAAUUACAUUUUAACAUGGAGCUCUAGGGAUAGUCACCUUUUAAAUCCUGUUGAAAAGCCAUGUUUAAAGUUUAAUUUUGCCAAAAUAAUGUCUUGUUAAUAAUAUUCUUUAAGUAACUAAUUUGGGCAAUAUAACUGAUGUUUAAAAUUAUUCAAGGCUUAAAUAAAAAUAAGUUGCUGCAUUUUGGGUGAUGAAACAAAAAUAAAGAUACCCUUUUCUUGAAUAUUGGAGGACCAAAAAUUAAGGGUAUCCAUGUCAAUUGCAAUUUUUAUCUAACUUUGUCUCCAAAUACAUCUGUCUGCCAGGGCCUUAAAAGCCAUCAUGUAAAUUUUCAGUAAAAAAAAAAAAGACACACACAUAAGCACUCAGACACAGACACACAUAUACAAAUGCAAAUAAUAGAAAAUCAUUUCCAUAGGGACAAUAGUCCAUAUUAAUAUUAGUGAUAGUGGAAUAAGGGUUUUACAACGCUUUUUUCUGCCAAGCUUUGGUUAGUUGAGCUGCAUUUAAAUAUCCACAUCUUUCCUUUAUGCUUCCCUUAAAUUGUAUGUAUCCAGUACAUUUAACUGAUAAACAUAUAUGUUUUUUAUUAAGCUGAUUUUUUUAUUUUUUAAUUACUGUUUAUAUUUUCAACUAUAAAAUAUGUACACUCUUAAUUUGCAUAGCCAAGUCUGUAAGUGCUCUACCGUUUUACAAAAAAAAAAGUACAAUAAUUGCAACAGUUCACUAUUUACAAACAUUUGGAAAAUCUGUUCAUUUGUUCAAACCACCUCAAAUUUAAAGGCUACCUUAUUGUACGUCUAAAGUGUAUUAUAACAGUGUGGUAGUUAAUAAAACACUAUUUUUUUUC